This is a messenger RNA of Erigeron canadensis, 1551 nucleotides long. Its product is annotated as protein FAR1-RELATED SEQUENCE 2-like. The transcript is spliced from 4 exons. Gene Ontology annotation, molecular function: zinc ion binding. Bases 412 to 1440 code for a protein of 342 amino acids. NCBI's taxonomy places the organism in Eukaryota, Viridiplantae, Streptophyta, Magnoliopsida, Asterales, Asteraceae. The record is from RefSeq and is a predicted model, not a curated record.
UAUCAUGAAAAAACUGCCAGAGAAGUUAGGUAGCCAUAGGAAAUAUAAAUUCAUUAAGUACAGGCUUAAAAAGGCUGUGUAUGAUUCUUUUAUUCCUAGUGAAUUCGAAGAUGCAUGGAAUACAAUGUUAAACAAGUACCAGCUCAAGAAAAAUAAAUGGUUGAUAAGUUUGUAUUUAGAAAGACAUAGAUGGGUCCCAUGUUACGUGAAAGAUACCUUCUGGGCAAGGAUGUCUACUACACAACGUAGCGAGAGCAUUAAUGCAUUUUUUGAUAAAUAUGUAAACAAAAAAACUACGUUGAAGCAAUUUGUGGAACAGUUGAGAAUGCAUUAAGGGAUAGGGCAGAGAAAGAAAACAAAGAAGAUUUUAGUUCUUAUAAUACACAAUAUCCGCCAAUCACCCGCUAUGCCAUGGAAGAACAAAUGAGGAAAAUUUACACCCACACUAAGUUCAAAGAGUUCAUGGAAGAACUAACUGGAAAAAUGUAUUGUGGGAUAGGUUCUUUAAAGUCACAAGAUAGUAUACUAGAAUAUGAAGUAAUUGAGGAUGUAAUGGUCAAUGGACAUAUAAUAAAGAAAGCAUUUGCUGUUUGGUUCAAAAAGGGUGAUUCGGAGGAAGAAUGUGAUGUGAGAUGUAUUUGUCGCUUGUUUGAGUUUCGUGGAAUGUUAUGUAGGCAUGCACUUACCGUACUUAUCAAUGAGAAGAUAUAUACACUGCCUUAUAAAUACAUUUUGCGGAGAUGGAGAAAAGAUGUGAAGAGGAGACAUACUAAGGUUAAAGUAACUUACAGUGAUUGGGUUAGCUCAGAUGAGGGGCGUCGUUAUGAUAGAAUGUGUAGUGCUUUCUCACAAGUAGCGGACUUAGCAUCAGAACUAGAAGAAAAAUGUAGUCUUGUACUUAACCGAAUAAGUGAAAUGAAGGAUGAAGUUUUAUGUAAAAAAACUGCACCUGAUAGCUUCACAUGUACCCCGGGGCCUAGUAUCUCUACUAAGAAUAGCACAAAGAUUCGUGAUCCAUUGGUAGUGCGAAGAAAAUGUCGUCCUUCAGGAAAGAGACUCAAGCCCAAAGUAGAAGAAAUCAUCACAAAGAUGCAGAAAAAGAAGAAGAAUUUGAAAGAUGUUGAAGAUGGGGAAGCUGGUUGUGAAGUUGAUAAUGAUUUACCAAAGAAAAAACUUUCGAGGAAGGAAAAAGCGGAAAACCCGUAUGACAAUGUGUACUCUAUUUCAAGUGGCACAAGUGAUAGUGGGUAUGCUAAUUUACAGCCUCAUUUUGCUGGAUUCGUCCCAAUUCAUCCCAUGCAACAACAUCAAACUAGAGAUAUGUUUCACCAAGUUUCCCCACAGUUGCAAAAUCGAGGAUUUCAAGUGCAGAAUUUAUCACAAGUUAGCGUUCCAGAUGCAUCAGUUAACCCUCCAGUUACAAGAAUUAGCCCUCCAUAGCAAGUUAUUGUUUUGGCUCAUCACAUUUUUAUCGUGUUUUUUUUCAUUAUUUGGUGCAACUUGUCAUUGGUUGGUUUUCAAAUUUGAGAUUAUCUGACUUUUUUUGUUAAA